This is a messenger RNA of Actinia tenebrosa (Australian red waratah sea anemone), 492 nucleotides long. RefSeq lists its product as uncharacterized. The record is from RefSeq and is a predicted model, not a curated record. NCBI's taxonomy places the organism in Eukaryota, Metazoa, Cnidaria, Anthozoa, Actiniaria, Actiniidae.
CUUUUGCUAUUGAAAUGGAUAGAAUAGAAAUGGAAACACACGAAGCAGCAUUGAACACACUCCAUGAAACACAAAACCUGAUACCACCGAAUAUUGAUGUUGGAGCAGUAUCGAGAGAAUGCACUCGAACCUUAUUGGACGAAAGAAAACCAAAAGAGAACCCUGCAGAGCAGCACUUUCUAUCAGGGACUCAGCAUCUUUAUCAACAGAUAAAUAAUGGAGAGUCAUUGUCAAGAGAGCACGAGUAUCAGUCGCUACUAAGGGAAAAUGGCGAAAUGUGGCUACCAACAAAUGAUCCCUUUGAGACAGCGCAAAAACAUGCUACAUCAAAUGUUAAUCACGAGCAGCAAGGAUCAGAAUACCAACAACUACAUCUUUAUUCAAGAGUAGAAGAAAAGUAGUUGUUUUAAAGCUCGUAAUGUUGAAUAUGUUGAUAGAAAUACCUAGAGGUUUCUUUAAAAAAAGAAUUAAAAAAAAAAAGAGAAGACGUUU